AUGUUCAAUCCGCCCAUGCACAUCCACCUCUUCCAAGUCGAGACCUUCCACGUCAAUUCCGGCGUCGGUCGCUGGUUCCUCAACGGUGAAGCGCACGUGCGCCACCCCGGCGAAGACAUCGUCAUCCCCAAAGGCGCAUUCCACUGCUACGAGAACGCCAGUACAACGGGAGAGGACUUGAGUGUGAGUUUCCGGUUGGACCAGCAGGAUUAUGUGAUGGAGGAGCGUUUCUUCAGGAAUUUCUUUGGGUAUCUGGAUGAUGUGAGGUUGAGUGGGCAGACGCCGAGUUUGUUCCAGUUGAUGUUGUUCUUGUAUACGGUCGAUGGGCCGUUGGCGAUACCUGUAUUGGGAAAGAAGAGUCAUCCGAUAAGUGUGUGGGUGAGUCGGUUUGUGAUGGUCUUUACGGGAGUGGUGAUCGGGGAGUGGUUGUUGGGAUACCGGAAGAGCUAUGAGGAGUACUAUGACUCAAAGAAGUCGAAAUGA
Cyphellophora attinorum is the source of this 483-nucleotide messenger RNA. RefSeq lists its product as uncharacterized. Lineage: Eukaryota; Fungi; Ascomycota; Eurotiomycetes; Chaetothyriales; Cyphellophoraceae. The transcript has a single exon. Bases 1 to 483 code for a protein of 160 amino acids. The record is from RefSeq and is a predicted model, not a curated record.